Molecule: messenger RNA, 1265 nt
Organism: Tauraco erythrolophus (red-crested turaco)
Lineage: Eukaryota; Metazoa; Chordata; Aves; Musophagiformes; Musophagidae
Source: RefSeq, a predicted model, not a curated record
GUAUAUCUGCAUUUGUAGAAGUUUGGUCAUCUAACAGAACAGAAAAUUACUCGAAAACCUUUGAACAGCAACUUCUUGAUAUGGGAGCAAAAGUUUCAAAAACUUUGAACAAGCAUGUGACCCAUGUAGUCUUCAAAGACGGACGUUUGACUACAUGGAGAAAAGCACAGAAGAUGGGUGUAAAACUAGUUUCUGUACUCUGGGUGGAGAGGUGUCGAGAAAGUGGGGAACAUGUUGAUGAAUCCUUAUUUCCUGCAGUAGACACUAAUGAAGGAUUACCACUACUGAUCAGAAAACACAAAUGUAUGCAGCCAAAAGACUUUGUUGAAAAAACUCCAGAAAAAGAUAAAAAGCUGCAGAGAAGACUGGACCAGAUGGCUAAAGAAUUAGCUGUACAAAAGAUAGCAAUUAAUGCUGAAACUGAUACACCAGCUUUACUAUUUGAAGACAAUGGUUCACUUGUCUACAGCCCUGUUAAUAGGAUAAAAGGUCAAUGCAGUGAAAUGGAAAGAAAAAUAAAGGAGAUGAAGGAAAAAAGAGAAAAUCUUUCUCCUACUGCUUCACAAAUGUCUCACACGCCUCCAAGCAGCUCACCAGGAGAGUGCCCACUGUCUACUUGUGUCGUGACUAGUUCGGAAGAUGCCUUGUUACCAGGAGAAAAAUUGGAAGACUGCUUGAACUCAAGUUAUGAUCAUCUUUGGGGUACUGAUAAAUUAAAGAGACAGAAAACAGAGGUAGGAAAAAAUGCCGGUGAUACUUCGAAUGAUAUUCCUGUAUCCAUGAGUGCAUCAGUGAAUGAGCAGAAGAGCUUAACACCAAAACAAUAUAGCAGAAGAAGUCUAGGUGAUGAAAAUGAAGUUUCAGAGUGUCAUGUUACUGAUGGCUCUUACAAAGUUUUUAAUGAACCAAAGAAUAAGCACAAUGGGGGGUUAAGAAAAAAUAGAAGACUCCAAAAGCCGUCAAGGACACUGGUUAUGACAAGUAUGUCUUCUGAGAAACAAAAUACAGUAAUUCAGGUGGUGAAUAAACUUGGAGACUUUUUGUUCUCAGAUGAAGUGUGUGAAACAACAAGUCAUGUAGUUACAGGGAGUCCUCGCCGUACCUUGAAUGUUAUGCUGGGAAUUGCUCGUGGGUGUUGGAUUGUUUCUUAUGAAUGGGUUCUGUGGUCUUUGGAAUUGGGACAUUGGAUCUCAGAGGAACCAUAUGAGCUUUCAUCCAACUUCCCUGCAGCUCCUUUUGGCCAAAUGACUGUUAUACCAGGUUGA